AGCCAUUUUGGCUCAAGACUGCGCAUAUCGAACAGAACAUCCGCAGCAGCUGCACCCGUGCGCGCGGCCCUCCUCCGACAGCCCAACCACCAUCGAGACGCCGCAAGCCCGUUUCGGCUUGCGAUGGCGAACGCCGCCCCGCUGCAGUCGCCGCGCCGCGUGGUCAGAGAGGGCAACAUCUCCUGGUCGGGUGCCCCCCCAGAGGCUUGGCUGGUCCCGACGUUCCUGGACCCGCACCAGGUGCUCCAGAGGAAGCUCAACGGGGCGCUGUGGUCGAACUUCUACAUUGAUCUUGACGGGGAUCUGCCUGACGAGGCUAUCGCCGGUCUCAAGCGGCUCCGGUUCCCGAUCUUUGUCUGCUUCCUGCUGUGCGCGGUGGCGUUCUUUUUGCAGGCCUUCUGCAUGGUCGAGGGCUGGAUCGUCCUCUUCACCAUGAAGUCCAUCCCGCGGGACUGCAUCGCCGUGUGGUACUGGGCGCUCGGCUACUGCAGCGCGGUGUGCUCGCUUCCCAUCUGCAUGGUGCCCGGCGAGCUGGCCGUGGUCUCCUGCAUCGCCCUCGGGGAGGUGAUCCGCCGGUUGAGCCUCCACUGCUCGGACGACCUCUGCGGCCUCACCGAGACGGUGGCGCAGUGGGGCCUGCCGUCCGUGGCCUGCGUGGCGGCGGCCGCAGGCGUCGCCCGCCUGACGCUGGGCCGGCUGCGGCGGAUCCACGGCCGCUGGCGCCAGGAGGGCGCGGCCCCGGAGGAGGUCGUCUCCAUCGUGUUCUCCGACGCGAUGUGCUGCGAGCAGGAAAGUGCCGAGUGCGUCGUCUGCAUGGCGGAGGACCCUUCGGCGCGCUGGAUCAAGCUGAAGUGUUGCCACUGUCUCCACGAGGGCUGCCUCCGGGAGUGGCUGGCGCGCUCGAGUCGAUGCCCGCUCUGCUGGCUGGACUUACGGACGGCGUAUUUGGAUCCGUGAGGCCCCCGGCAGCGCCGGCGAGGCGGCGCUCGCCCGAGCGGGCCGCUGGCGGGCCGUCGGGCCUCCCGCGGCCACGCGAGAGGAGAGGGAGGGAGGGACAGAGAGUGCCUUCGGCCUCGCGGGCGCGAGGCCCUCAGAGGCCGGCGAGCGAGGGCCGCCGGCGCUCGAGGGGGCACCGCGCGGGCAACGCCUCGAGGCCGUCUCGCCUCGGGGCCGCGUUAGUGGGUUGGUCGGAAGGGACUUGUGCGAGGCUCGACCGCACGUGUGAGUGGCUGGCAGUCCCAAUCCUUUCACGAGGGCCGCUGGGCACUACCUCGGACGGCCUCAGUAGUUCG
This is a messenger RNA of Prorocentrum cordatum, 1292 nucleotides long. The record is from the annotation of a GenBank genome assembly. Lineage: Eukaryota; Dinophyceae; Prorocentrales; Prorocentraceae.